Molecule: messenger RNA, 498 nt
Organism: Sclerotinia sclerotiorum 1980 UF-70
Lineage: Eukaryota; Fungi; Ascomycota; Leotiomycetes; Helotiales; Sclerotiniaceae
Exons: 3
Coding region: 1-498 (165 amino acids)
Source: RefSeq, a predicted model, not a curated record
AUGGGUUUGAAGAUGCUAAACUUCUGCAGAACAGUUAUACAAAAGAUUGAACCCUCUCAUGUGGAUACUUGUUUUGCUACUAAGAAACAAGGCUGUGGGAUUGAUUAUCCAUACAUGGAGAACGCAGAUGUGGCUGUCUCUGAUAAGGCGAGAAGUUCAGAGCAUUACUCAGAAAUGGAUCGAGAAUCUGCAACACAGAACGAUAUUUCCCAACGAGGUUCGAGUCCAUCGGGAAAAGCCAUGGAUAGACAGCGCGAGGCUCAAGAAUAUAUUCGCAAUCGUCGAGCACAAGCGACUGUCGCAGACGAGGCAGAUGAGAAUGUCAUGGUCAAUAACGUUUCACAGUUCGGGCCACAAAAUAUAAGUACAGAAAGUGAAGAUGAUGAACAAAAGCUACUUAUCACAUUAGCAGAAAAGUACAACUACAAUUUAUACUUAACUAAUGAUGAUUUUAAAGCCCCCGGGGAACUCUGGAAGUCCCAUAAUCGAGCAUACUAA